AUGACAGAACCCCCUGAAGAACCCCAGACCCAGUUAACUCAUGCCCCCGCAACGUCGGGCACCACUCUGCUCCCGCGACCAUUAGCAUCACUGGUAUCCCUGCUGACCCAAUCCACCUCACUAUCACUACGGAUUGGAUCCUUCUUUGGUGGAGUCGCCCUGGAUGGCGCGAGAGCAACAACCUUGACCAGCUUAGAAUUGAGUCGUGCCGUAAUUGAAAGCAUCUUGACGCGUGCUGGACGUGAUGUCGCGCUUCGUAGCAGCGACGAUCAUGGACGGGUAGAGGCAGAAUCAUUGUUAGAAAGAAGUUUGGCGACCCUGCAUACCACUGUGACCUCGGCAUCCUUCUUCGCAGCCGCAACUUUCCAUUUCUCGUCAACAACACUAGCCUCGGUUAUCAAUUUCUCACAGGCCCUGCUAUCAACUCUAGAUGCGAUUCUAGGAUCCACCGAGUCGUCAAGGGCCAUUGCUGCGAUCAUUACCCUGAUCCGACGUGAGUUCAGGUCGGUGGAUGUCGGCGCCAGUAGCGAGAAGAUCGGCGUGGGGGACCUUUUAAUGGGCACUGUGAGCUUUGCAUUGCUUCAACGUUGGGGUAAAAGAAAUACAGAAAGACGCUUGCGAGAGAAUGGUGGCGAUGAGAUCAUCUGGGAUACUGUCAUUCUCGAUAACGGAGCCAGGGCAGAUGUGGUUGGAACACAACUACAAAUUGCUAAUGGAGACCUGGAAGAGGUACCAAAUGAGGCUGACGGUGCUUCAUUUGUGAUGCCGGGCAGUAAUGAUCAAGCCCUUAACGCCGUUCAACGUCGGUCCAGCAUAGGAGAUCCUUCGACGGCAUCUCGGCUGUCCUUCUCACUGGAUGGUCAGCAGCAGAUCUCAGAUGAAGAUGUCCAAUCGUACAUCAUGAGUCAAUUGCCUCAGGAAUGCCAUGCCUCAAUCAAAUCUGAGAUUUUGACAGCGCGAACAAUCACUGUGGACAUAUUCGAUGAUGAUAUAGCUGAAAUCACUGCUCCCCCUGGAACUACCAUGGUUGAAGAACGUUUCCAUCACCAAGACUACGCCAAUUCCAGGGUUCCAGAGCAUCAACGACUUCCGAAGCAUACUGUGGUUUUUCGAACUGCCUUCAAUAAAUCCCAGAGUACACAGCUGCGACCCCAUGAUUCAUCGCCCCCUCGCGAGCCCUUUGGGCCUGGUAAUCACUCUCACCAGCGGGGAAGCUCUACGUUGAAUAGCAGACAUCCGAGAAACACUCUCAAAAGAGCACAGUCGGAAGAUUCUUCUAGUGAUGCCACAAUCAAGGAUGAUGCACCGGCUCCUGGCUAUACUGGUGAUCAAAAGAAGGCUACUGGCAGUAAAGGCUCAAUUGCAAAAUUAGCCCAGCGUGUCAAGCAGACGGGGCAAGAGAAGCCCGAUGAUACCAAGCGCCAAAAUCUGAAAAAGCCUACCGCCAAAGGACUUACAUCAUCAGGGUCAUCAGGAGAUCGUCCACCUGUCAAGCCUGCACGAGGCACAUCGUCUGUAAAAGAAGCAACAGCUCGAGAGAACACUAAUCGACUGGUCUUGAGAAGACCGAGCCAACAACCUGAGAAUCGACCCCCCCACUCCUGCUCCAAACCGUGGACUACGAAGAUCCCCUCUGCCCAAUUCUCCACAGACCUAUUCUCCACAUUCUCAAGUCAUUAUGUAGCUCAUGAAAGGAGUCAAGAAUCUUUGCUCACACACACUGACGCUUACUCACGUCGAUCUUCAGACUUUCGCACAGGAUCUCCUUCCACCUCGCGAACCUUCGUUCGAAGUAGCAGCUCUUUGUCAGUGACAAGAUCUGAAACUGAGGGGCCUGUAUCAGCUAGUGACACUCGCCCGAGCUCGUCACACUUCCACAGAAGGUCACAGUCUUACACGCCCAGUAUGUAUUCAGUUGCAACUGCGGGCUCUGAGACAUCCCUGCUAUUAGCCCACCGUCCGCGCAAGAGUGCCUAUGAAGACAUGGAUACUAUUCAAGCGCUCAACCGUGAUGGGAUGAUACCAGGAAUCUUCCCCGAGAGACAUUUUGUUCGCAAUAUUCGCCGAUUCUGUCGAUUCUCCUCUGCCUCGUACGGUUCUAGUGCAUUAAAGGUCAUGGGCGUGCGCAAGGACCCACAGGACAUACCUCAUACCCCUGCAGAUAGCCACGAACACAGUGCAUUCGAGCAAAAUGCCGGUCUUCCUCCGUCAACCAUACUGUUAUCUUCAUUUGUGGACCCAGCUGGCGGGUCCAACGCAGCCGGUGAAACAGAGAGUGGAUUCCCACUUGUACACUACCUUUCCAUCGAUCAUGAAUCUAAGGCCGUAGUGCUCACACUGCGUGGCACCUGGGGAUUUGAGGAUAUUCUCACUGACAUGACAUGUGACUACGAUGAUCUCGAAUGGCAGGGCAAGAACUGGAAAGUACAUAAGGGCAUGCACGCCUCUGCAAAGAGACUCCUCGAAGGCGGCGGUGGCCGAGUCAUGAUCACCCUACGCGCUGCCCUGGAAGAAUUCCACGACUACGGCGUCGUUCUAUGCGGUCAUUCCCUUGGUGGUGGCGUCGCCGCUCUCCUCGCAACCAUGAUCGCAGAGCCCAGCACCUCUAUUACUGGCACAUCCUUCGUCACAGCACCUUACCAACCCUCUCCACAGCCUCAUCUCCUAACAGACAUCACCGCUCCCUCACAAUCUGCACCUCCAUCUCCGCCACAUUACGAUCUUCCAAGCGGCCGGCCAAUCCAUGUCUAUGCCUAUGGACCGCCAGCAGUGAUGUCCCCGUUCCUCCGUCUGGCCACUCGCGCCCUAAUAACCACAGUGGUAAACGGUCAAGACAUCGUUCCUAGUCUGUCCCUCGGCAUCUUACACGAUAUGCACACAGCCUCAUCUCUCUUCAAGCGUGACGUCUCCGGCGCAAAGUCCCAUAUUCGCCAACGUCUCCACGAGAGUCUCCGCCAAAGCAUCGUCCACAAAUUCUACGUAAACCAGCCCCCACUCGUCGUAAAUGCCGGUGACGGCGUUGGCGAAGAUGCUUGGGCCUGGAAAACACUCGCUUUACUCCGCGAUGAGAUGCGUGCGCCGAAACUCGUGCCGCCUGGUGAAGUCUUUGUCGUGGAGACGAUGCGCGUCUUACAGCGGGAGGCGUUUACCGCGCAGCCGGAGUUUAGUGCGGAUGGGUAUCCUAGGCUUGGGAGACCGGCUACUAGAGUGCAGAUGAAGUUCAUCAGGGAUGUGGAUGCUUGGUUUGGGGAGUUGAGGUUUGCAUCGGGGAUGUUGAGCGAUCAUAAUCCUGUGAGGUAUGAGACUAGCUUGGCUGCUUUGGUGAGGGGGGGUUUUGGAUGA
Molecule: messenger RNA, 3342 nt
Organism: Penicillium malachiteum
Lineage: Eukaryota; Fungi; Ascomycota; Eurotiomycetes; Eurotiales; Aspergillaceae
Product: lipase family protein
Exons: 3
Coding region: 1-3342 (1113 amino acids)
Biological process (GO): lipid metabolic process
Source: RefSeq, a predicted model, not a curated record